Molecule: messenger RNA, 1182 nt
Organism: Penaeus monodon (black tiger shrimp)
Lineage: Eukaryota; Metazoa; Arthropoda; Malacostraca; Decapoda; Penaeidae
Exons: 4
Coding region: 463-1182 (239 amino acids)
Source: RefSeq, a predicted model, not a curated record
GGCUGAGGCCGUCGUAGUGAGUGGGUCUGUUGCGCGUGUGAACCUUUAGCCUCCUGACUGACUUUGGGAUCUGCUACCUGUUAUGAGCGCAUGACGCGUGUCAAUUUCGGCUGAGACGAAGGAGUAAUCAAGAUAUUUUACGUGAACAAGAUUCUCUGACAGAAUCAAGAUUGUCUGUAUCGCGUGAUAUUCAUUAAGAGAUAAUUAUCAAGGUCGACGGAGAUCUGAAGGGAGCCGUAGAAAGCUAUCAGGCGUCGCGGCCUGUUCGAAGAAGACCGCCUGACAACCUUCUUGGAAGAUGUUGCUGUGGAAGAUAUACGACACGAUGUGAAGCGACGCGACCACACCAAGAAAAUGUUUCCGGGUGGAGGCGCUCGAAUUGCCUUUUGCUGCCGCUAUGCCGGGGACUCCCCCAGAAAACUGUUAGCUUUAAUCUCAACGUGAAUCUGUUGGUUUGAUGUGAUGCUUAGUGAAGCGAUAUUAUGCGAGGAGCGCACCGCGUCUCACGUGAUCAGUAGCUGGGUCGUACCGACUUUCGCGACGAUGCUGGGCAAGUAUCUGCUGGUCGUGAGCCUCACCUGCUGCUCCGCCGGCGCGGCCGCGGACGAGGGCGAGUCGCCCGGCUUUGCGCCCAUCAGGUUCAUCGACAACCAGAGCGGCGACCUGAUCCACGCCCACAAAGGCACCAAGGCCGACGUCAUCAGCGUUAGCAACACGAAGGACCUCCUCUACGGUCCGUACAAACUCUUCACGGACCUUAGCAGCGGCGGGUGGCCAGAGCAGCCGAGCGGCGGCAACGCCACCACCGCCUCCGCCGCCGGGGAGGGCGCUCGCCACAGACACGACCGCAAGCACAGGUCGGGGAGCGCCGGCGGCCGCAGGAGGGACGGGAGCUGGCACCGAAAGCAGAGGCGGAAGAAGGAGACUCGGAAAUUCAACAACGGAAGACUUAAUAAGAAGAACCUGAAGAAUGACUGGAAGCGGAGACAGGGCAACAGGCAUAACAACAGACGAUCGCUUCGCGCCCACGGUAUGUCCGAAGGGCGUGGUGGGCGCGGUGCCUCAGCUGCGGCGGCGGCGGAGGACGAGAUGGGCGUGGGCACAGAACUCGUUCCUCGCUCGCACGGGCGUUGGGCGGCGGGUCGGAGGCGGCGGCCGCUCCCAAGUGCACGGGACUCGUAG